UACAGGACUACUGACAAAGAGAAUUUGACUCUGGUUCGUUUUAAACAUUAGUAACCUAAGAGUUUACUCAUUUUGAGGCUUCAGCACUUUUGAGAGAGCACCAAGAGAGCUUUUUGAAGGAGGGAAAUUCCCCUGAGAAACCAAAGAGACCUCCAUUGACUUUUCAAUACCCUCUUCUUGACCACACCGACAUCCAGCAGAGAUGUACAGUGGCAACAGCUACUCACAGGCCAAGUUUGGUCUGGAGGCCAAGGACAUCCACAAGGCAAAGGGAAAGAGCUGCGGCUAUUACAUGAGGGUGGUCUUCUUCUUCUCCUCUCUGAUCCAGUCCCUCAUCAUCGUGAGCCUGGUGCUGUUCCUGGUCUACGGCCAGCCAGAGAAGUCUGCUGAAGAGAGGAGGGUAGAGGAGCUGGAGCAGAGUUUGAACAGGAUCAGCGAGAACAACAUUAACCUGAGGAAGGAUAAAGCUGACCUGGGAGCUGCGCUGGGGGCCAGGAAGGCUGAGAAGACAGCCCUGGAGGGAGAGGUGGCCAUGAUAAAGAAGGCAGCGAAUGCCUCCGGGGAGCAGAUCAGAGCCCUCAUACUGAAAGCGAGCCAGUGUGAAACAGACAAGAAGAAACUAGAGAUGAGCCGUGCUACCCAAGUCCGGGGACCCACCACACCUUUCAUCUUCGCCACUCCUAACACUGAGGUAAAAACCCUCCAGUCUCUGAACUCCCAGCAGGCAGCAAUGAUCAAACUGAUCGAAGCCAACUUCACCCAGACCAACCAGUACAUCCGCAUCGAGAGGGACAAUGCCAUCAAGGACCGUGACGCCCACAACCUUGAGACCAUCUCUUUGCGGAGGGAGAACAACAACCUGAAGGAACACCUGAAACUCUACACCCAGAAGUGUAAAGAGGACUUUGCUAAGUCUCUGGAGGGGAUCCAAAUGGUGACCAGUAACUUCCUGGUGCGCAUCGACAACCUGUUCCCCCACUCCAUGACCUUUCACCUGACCUGUGAGAAGCAGACAGAGCAGAUGGAGAACAUCAGGGCCAGAUGCUCCAACCUGUCUAAGGAGGUUGAGGACAAGUUCCAGAGAUACCUGGACAACGUGGGGAACAAGGUGGCAAACAUCCAGGUCCAGUCCAGUCGCCUGGAGGUCCAGAACAGCCAUCUGACCCUUGACCUCCAGCAGUGUGUCCAAAACCGCAGCGUGACGGCGGCGGAGGGCAGCAGGCUACUGUUAGAGAUCCGGGAGAACCACGACAGGCAGGUAGAGACCCUGCUGAAGGAACAGAACCGGCUGAGGGAGGAGAAGAGCCUGCAGGGAGAGAGACUGAUUCUGAGGGAGGCUGAGGUCAAAACACUCAACGGGAAUGUCGAGUCACUCACCACCGCUCUAACCAACUGUAACCCUAAGCUCACCGGCCAAAAGCCUCUCGGACUGAUGUCAGCCUUGAAGGGAGGGCCAUCCAACGCAGCACCAGUGAUCAGUAAACCCCACAUGGCGAGGUGAGGAGAGACGGGUGUGAGGAAGAUGCCCCACUCACACAGCUCUACCUAGGCCAUGACCGAGUGAGAAAAUUAAGGCACUUACUGUUAUGGUCCCUGGAGAAUUGGGUGUGAUGCCUUUCAGUGAUCAAUGUGUGCUCUUAGACCUUAAAAAGUCCAUGUGUAAAUACUACAGACACUAUAGGUUGUAUCUACUGUCCUACAUCAUGUACACUGAACAAAAAUAUAAUUGCAACAUGUGAAGGUGUUGUUGCCAUUUUUCAUGAGCUGAAAUAAAAGAUCUCAGAAAUGUUC
Oncorhynchus tshawytscha (Chinook salmon) is the source of this 1791-nucleotide messenger RNA. It is a transcript of the gene plvapb, whose product is annotated as plasmalemma vesicle associated protein b. NCBI's taxonomy places the organism in Eukaryota, Metazoa, Chordata, Actinopteri, Salmoniformes, Salmonidae. Gene Ontology annotation, cellular component: caveola. The record is from RefSeq and is a predicted model, not a curated record. Gene Ontology annotation, biological process: regulation of vascular permeability; positive regulation of cellular extravasation. The transcript is spliced from 6 exons. Bases 203 to 1501 code for a protein of 432 amino acids.